UGCCCCUUGGACAUACCUAAUGUGAUUAUCAUUUUCAUUUUCAUUUCUGCUGAUGUGAAAUGCAAAAGAGUAUGAUGAGAAAACCAAGUGAAGUACUGUAACUGAAACAGUUCGGCAUGCAAAUGAAGAGAGAUAGGAGGAGUAUUUAACAGGUCAAGGCUGAAUGGAGAGUCCUGCAGAAUGGCACACGGCUACUUCUGUGUAUCCACACCCAUUUUUUAUUCAUCCUGUGCACCAUGGUGACACUGUUUAGUGGGACAGAUCUCAUCAUCUGUGUAUCCAUAUUUGGUUAUGAGCAGUAUAUAUGAUAGUAUUGGAUUCCAAGAGUCCACUGUCGCUGUGGCUAGUUUUCCUGCUGAAGAGAUUGCUAAUGGUGCCCCUAGCACGGCUCUCUUUGAAGGCCUGAAAAGAGUUGCUUUCUAAGUUGGCGCUUGGAAGUUUGCAUUAGAGGCGUUGCAUACUUCUGUUUCUGUUGUUUGUGCUUUAAAACUAAUAAUAAUAAUAAUAAUAAUAAUAAUAAUAAUAACAAUAAUAAUAAUAGUAAUAAUGCUUUUGAAAUUCAAUGUUCAAAUCCAAAUUUAACAGAUGUUUGAAUGGAGUUUGGUCAAAUAGUGUCUGUAAUUUUCCAUUAAAGUUUCUGAGAAAUUGCACUACCCUUCUUGAAACAACAACAUCAUGCAAGUUUCAACUUGUCUAAUGUUAAUGCUCUCACCUUAAAACCCACCCCAAACAAAAAAAAAACAAAAAACAAUUUUUUGCAAGUUCCAGUUAUGAAUGAGUCACAUCUAAACUCUUGCUUUUUGCAACAUAUUUGCCAUCAUAUCCAACUUUUCUCAUGAUGGCUAUGUAAUGUAUAAUUGCACUGACCAAAAUCAAAUCAAUUUUUAAAAAAAUGACCAUAAACCAGUUUCCCAGAUCAGUGAUUACAUAAGACUACAGUCUGGAUUUAAGUCAGUCCUUCAAUAAGGUUAGAGAAAAGAAUCGGUCUUCACUGUCAGUUGAGAGUCUACAACAAAAAAAUGUCUCCAGUAUUUAAGUCCAAUGUUUUUUGGCCCCUCUGUCCACUUCAACAUCUGCUCUACACAAUCCUUUUGGCCAGUAACACCAAAAGGUGUUGAAAAUAAAAAACACGUGUUAUUUAUUUAUUUGUUAAUGGCAGGUUAGCCUCAAAACAUCAGUUACCAGUAACAACCCUUCAAUCACCCUAACCCAUUUACCAAUAUGGAUAAAGUAUGUAGAGCCAUAACCUUAUAAAUGGACUGGUUCUUAUAUAGAGCUUUUCUACUUGGAGCACUCAAAGUGCUUUUUAGAGUUUUUUAUUUAUUUAUUUUUUAUAGUGUACAUCAAGAUUCUGACGGAAACAGGCAGAAUAUAGGAAGACAAUUAUCAGUUCCUUAUCAAAACAUAGGAUUACAAAAUAACAGAAACAUCUUUUUAUUCACAACAAAAACUCUGUCAGGCAAGUUAGUUUCGAUUUAGAGUUGAGCUUGACUUGUUUGUGAUAACGUUUGUUUUUUUUCUAUUGUGAAAAUAAAAAAAUAAAAUGAAAUAAAUAAAUAAUAACAAUGUGGCUACACAUCAAAAAGAGCUAAACCCAAAUGCUGCUGAAUCUGUGUUACCACAAAAGGUGUUAUCUCGUAGAGAUCGUUUAUUUCCACACGUGCACUUCUUCGCCAGGACUCGGCCGCGUGUUUAAGGGGAAGUGGAACCAAUUCAAGAACGCGCUCGACAAUCUGAGCGCGUGCUCGUGAGAGGUGGAUAAGACAUAGACUAAAUGGAGAGCUUGGCACUUUAAUAUUCAUUAAUGCUGCAUGUGAUGCUUGUAAACACCAACUUUUUUCUUUUUUUUUGGAUGGCCCAACAUAACCUUUAAAGGCAUGCUGGUUGAAGUAACAAUAACUCUAGCAACAAACACACAAAGGAAACAAAGUAUAGCCUAAUAUAGCAACAAUUCCUAGAUAGGAUAUGGAAAAAUAGCUUAAUUUAAACUACUAUCAUAAAUAUAAUCAUAACUACUAGCUAGUGAAUGGCUAUAUUCAUUUCCUGAUGCUUUGCAAACGCGCAGUUAGCCUUCAAAAAAAAAAAAUCCGACUCCACUCGCUGCACCCUGAAGGCACCAUAGACCUCUCCUGUUGCUCAGAGAGGAGGCAAGCCGGUGAUUUUCCACUGCUGCUGCUUCUCUGGUCCCCCAGUUUUAAGAGACAAAGGUCAGGAAGAGAAGCUUAUAAAUAGGCUUAAAUAUAGGCUUCCGACGCGUUCAGUCCUCAGUCGCUCUAACGGACUCAAGAGGUCACGGACAAGACGAAACGGACAAGGGACGGCGCUCAAAGGACAUUAAAAGGACAAAAUAACAGAGGAAAGCACAUCAACAUUGCAGAAUGGCUCAAAAAGAGAAACUUCAGUGUCUGAAAGACUUCCAUAAGGACACUCUGAAACCAUCUCCCGGUAAGAGUCCUGGCACCCGGCCUGAAGAUGAAGCAGAGGGCAAGCACCCCCAGCGAGAGAAGUGGGCCAGCAAGCUGGACUUUGUUCUGUCUGUUGCUGGUGGUUUUGUUGGUUUAGGGAAUGUCUGGCGUUUCCCAUACCUCUGCUAUAAAAAUGGUGGAGGUGCAUUUCUCAUCCCCUACUUCAUUUUCCUGUUUGGUGGAGGUCUGCCAGUCUUCUUCCUGGAGGUCGCCCUGGGUCAGUUCACCUCCGAGGGUGGCAUUACCUGCUGGGAGAAGCUCUGUCCCAUCUUUACUGGCAUUGGUUAUGCUUCCAUUGUGAUUGUGUCCCUGCUGAAUAUCUACUACAUUGUCAUCCUGGCCUGGGGCCUCUACUACCUGUUCCAGUGUUUUCAGCCUGAGCUGCCCUGGGCCAAGUGCAAUCAGCCCUGGAACACUGAUCAUUGCAUUGAGGACACCUACCGCAAGAACAAAACCCUCUGGGUGGCUGCCAACGCCUCCAACUUCACCUCCCCCGUCACCGAGUUCUGGGAGCACAAUGUACUCGGUAUCUCCAGUGGUAUAGAUGAGAUUGGCCCUAUUAAAUGGGACCUGGCCCUGUGUUUACUGCUCGUGUGGGUCAUCUGCUUUUUCUGCAUCUGGAAGGGCGUCAAAUCCACUGGAAAGGUGGUCUAUAUCACAGCCACGUUCCCUUUUGUCAUGCUCAUUGUGCUUUUGAUCCGUGGUGUGACACUGCCAGGUGCUACUGCAGGCAUCAAAUUCUACCUGUAUCCUGACCUCACUCGCCUGAAGGACCCAGAGGUGUGGAUUGAUGCUGGCACCCAGAUCUUCUUCUCCUAUGCCAUCUGUUUGGGUGCCAUGACGUCCUUGGGGAGCUACAACAAGUACAAAUACAACUGCUACAGGGACUGUUUGCUGCUGGGAGCCCUCAACAGUGGUACCAGUUUUGUGUCUGGCUUCGCAAUAUUUUCCGUCCUGGGCUUCAUGGCACAAGAGCAAGGGGUGGACAUUGCUGAUGUGGCAGAGUCAGGUCCAGGCCUGGCUUUCAUUGCCUACCCUAAAGCUGUAACCAUGAUGCCUUUUCCUACACUCUGGGCAAUCCUCUUCUUCAUUAUGCUGCUGCUGCUUGGCCUCGACAGUCAGUUUGUGGAGGUGGAAGGGCAGAUCACAUCACUGGUGGAUCUGUAUCCGUCCUUCCUAAGGAAGGGUUACCGCAGAGAGGUCUUCAUCGCUAUUAUCUGCUGCAUCAGCUACGUGCUUGGACUUACCAUGGUUACCAAGGGUGGCAUGUACGUUUUCCAGCUGUUUGACUACUAUGCAGCAAGCGGUGUGUGCCUUCUGUGGGUGGCAUUCUUUGAAUGUAUAGCUGUUGCCUGGGUUUAUGGCGUUGAUAAUUUCUAUGAUGCGAUUGAGGACAUGAUUGGCUACAGACCAAAUCCUUGGAUGAAAUGGAGCUGGACUGUGAUCACUCCUUUACUGUGCAUGGGUUGCUUUAUCUUCUCUUUGGUCAAAUACAAGCCAUUGACGUACAACAAGAUGUACCAGUAUCCUGACUGGGCCAUUGGAGUCGGGUGGACUUUGGCCUUGGCUUCCAUGAUCUGCAUUCCCAUGGUGGUUGUCAUCAAGAUCAUUCGAUCUGAUGGGCCGCUCAUUGAGAGGAUUAAGGCAGUGGCAGCCCCGGUUCGUGGUGGAGCCAGCUCCCGUCCUGCAGACCACCGUGGGCCUAAAGAUCUCUCCUGUCCCCUGGACCCCAAUGGGAACAAGGGCCUACUGAUGAAGGCCCCCACUCACACCAUCGUAGAAACCAUGAUGUAAAGGAAUGAGGCGGAGGCUCUCCAUGAGAUCGCUCUCCUCCCCUCUCCUGUCCUCUAAAAUGCUUUUAAAGCUAGCUAGCUUUCUGUCUAUCUGUCUGUCUAUGUCUGUCUGGUGGACUGAUAAGGGUUUUAAAGAAAAAGUUCAAAUCUUUUAGGAAAGUUUUGAAAGUAGUUUGGUCUUCAUAAGAGGGUAACAGUCACAUUUCAAAUCUAUUUCUGAAUGACUUAAAAACUGUUUGAUUUUUUUUCAUAUAAAUAGUUUUCAUGUGACUACACGUCCCACUGUGUUCUUGCUUUAAAGGCAAGGUGGCAAAUUAGAAACAGCCUGUGGCCAUGUUUCACUGGCUACUUUUGCACAUAACCAGCCAUUAUUCGAGAAGAAAGUGGUUAUUGAGUCUUGGAAUCAAAUCAUCUUUUGUAGCCACUAUAUAUAGAGAAUUCCUAUAAUAGGCACUGAUCACCAAAAACAGUUUUUUGUUUUUUGAGCUGCUUUGAUGGCUAUUUUAUUAUUAUAAUUAUUAUUAUUAUUAUUAUUAUUUGCCAGUUAUACUAUGAUCAUUGUAUAGUUCUCUGAGGGCAUGUGCCACAGGAUUCUAUUCCAUUAUGUUCAGCAGAGGCCUUGUUGAUAUCAGAAUUAUUAGCUUUUUUGCCAAAAUAUCAAAAAUGCAACUCUGCAGACACCAGCGUUAAAUGGCUUAUCACUGCCGGCUCUUUUCCCCUUGUAAUCAUAGAUUUUAAAAUAUCAGUAACAAUGAGCUUACCACAUAUUUGGCUUAGUAUUGCAAAAUAUGAAUAAAAACAAAUAAAAUCAAUUGCAGCAUAAACCAAAACCAAAUCAAAAUAUAAUCAGUGACAUUUUUUUUUUUAAGUUAAUAUCUAAUCAUAAUGAUGAUUGUGCCCAAAUAUUCCCAUCUUUCACAGUCAAACAAUGGGCCAAAGAGAAAACUAGCACUGAAUCGGUGAACUUUUUUUUUUCCUGCACAAAGAGAGAUAUCUGAAAGGAUUUGAAGUGUGGAGGUUCAACCCUUGACUGUGUUGUUUGUGACGUACUGUACAGUAGUGGCUAAUCAGUCUAUCAGUAUCUAUCUCUUUAUCUAUCUUUCUCUGUUCUAGACCAGUUUACAGUACAUUAGUGACUGCACUAGGCACUCUCGGCUUAAAAGUUUGGAUUUAAUUUGUUUUAUUUACUACAAAGGAAGACACAUUAUUAUUAUUAUUAGUUCUUUUUUCCUCUGUCAGUGUUUAGAUUUUUUUUAAUUAAUGUUAUUGAUAUUUACUAUUGAAUUGCUGUAGUUUUACAUAGAAGGAGGAACACUUUCAUCUGGUGAAAAUACUAAGCUAUUAUUACAAACCAUACAUCUAUAUUGGCAGCCAUUGUAGUAAAGUCUUUACAUUUCUUCAGCUUUGGUCCUAGCAACAGUUGUCUUAGGCGUCAUACAAAGAAACAAUGCAACUGUUUUUCUCAAAUAUUAUCUCUUACAGAGGGGUGUGGGCCAAUUUUUAUAUACACAAAAAAAAUUGGAAACCCGCAAUGGCUCCAGUCAUAAGUUUGUAAUUCUUGGAUUUUUAACUUUUCCUCUUCUGUAAAUACCAGGAGACAGUAUUUAUUUCAAAGAAAUCCAGCUAGGCAGGACACUACAACCAGUGGUUAAACAAAAUGUCAAUAACUCAAAUGACUCACAUUAACCAAUGGCUGGGAGAGACUCCCAGUAGAUAAAACAGUGUCUGACUGUGAGCUCAUUUCAGACACUGUGAAAUUUGGCAGAUGGCUGAAUUUGGUCACCAUGUUGCUUUGUCUCACUUCAAAAGAGACCUGAAAAGCUUCACUUUUAACAGCAACUGUUCAAACCGGUCUUUUCCCCAUAAAUGAAUACAGAUAAUAUAAAUAUAGUCAAAGGAGUUUGCAAAGAAAAGCGUCUGGACUUCUUUAAGUUGCUUGAAGACGUUUCACCUCUCAUCCGAGAAGCUUCUUCAGUUCUAAGGUCAAAUGGCCGA
Oreochromis niloticus (Nile tilapia) is the source of this 6253-nucleotide messenger RNA. Its product is annotated as sodium- and chloride-dependent taurine transporter. The record is from RefSeq and is a predicted model, not a curated record. Gene Ontology annotation, biological process: taurine transmembrane transport; amino acid transport; sodium ion transmembrane transport. Gene Ontology annotation, molecular function: gamma-aminobutyric acid:sodium:chloride symporter activity; taurine:sodium symporter activity. NCBI's taxonomy places the organism in Eukaryota, Metazoa, Chordata, Actinopteri, Cichliformes, Cichlidae. The transcript has 16 exons. Gene Ontology annotation, cellular component: cell projection; plasma membrane. The coding region runs from base 2379 to 4259 and encodes 626 amino acids.